Dendronephthya gigantea is the source of this 3402-nucleotide messenger RNA. RefSeq lists its product as uncharacterized. The coding region runs from base 1 to 3402 and encodes 1133 amino acids. Gene Ontology annotation, molecular function: nucleic acid binding; zinc ion binding. Gene Ontology annotation, biological process: DNA integration. The record is from RefSeq and is a predicted model, not a curated record. NCBI's taxonomy places the organism in Eukaryota, Metazoa, Cnidaria, Anthozoa, Malacalcyonacea, Nephtheidae. The transcript has 2 exons.
AUGGCGACAUAUCUCACGCCUAUGCCACCGUUUGACCCUGAUGCUGACGCGGGAGGAAAUAUAGCGGCUAAAUGGCGUACUUGGUUGGCAGAUUUCAAAACAUUUCUAACGGCGAGCAACAUUACAAACAAGACACGCCAACGAGCAUUACUUUUAUACCAAGCAGGACCGCGAGUACGGGAAAUCUUUCGACACUUUCCAGACCCUGGUAACGACGACGACUUCGAUAAAGCGACGGAACUUCUCACCGAAUACUUCGAGCCUCAAAAAAAUCGAUUAUACGAAGUCUACAAAUUUCGACAAGCAAAACAGAGCGACACGGAAACGAUAGAUCAAUACCACACGCGUCUACGAACACUGUCAAAAAACUGUGAGUUUUCAGAUGUAGAGUUCGAAAUUAUGGUACAAAUUGUUAUUGGAGGAAAGUCAAGUCGCGUGCGUAAACAAGCGUUGCGAGACCCCAAGUAUGUUUUAAAAGAUCUUUUGCUCGCAGCCAGGCGGGAAGAAAUAAGCAAGACGCAUGCAGCUGACAUUGAAGGACAUUUAGACAGCUGCAAUAUUCAAGCAGUUAAAACGCCAACCGCGAAAGAAACAAAACACAAGACAUCCAAUAAGACAUGUUUUUACUGUGGUGGCAGCUACCCUCACACCAACAAACCGUGCCCUGCCAAAAACAAGACAUGUGCCAAUUGUGGUAAACUAAACCAUUUUGCUAGCCAGUGCCGCAGUAGCAACACGAGAGAAAAUAGACAAACUGGUAAACCACGCGAAGACCUACGACCAGUUAACACAGACCUCCAGGACAACACUAGCAGCGACAGUAGUGGUCCAGAAUAUUGUUACGCGGUCAACAACAAACAAAAACACCCGCAAGCGUCAAUUGCUCUCAAUGGACAAAGAGUAAAAAUGACCAUUGAUACGGGGUCAAGCAUAAAUGUAAUCGAUAAACACACGUUCCAACAACUGCGAGAUAUCCGACUUCAGCCAACAUCCGUGAAAGCAUAUCCCUUCAAUUCCACAACACCUGUGAAGAUGGAAGGAAAAUUCCGCGUUUUAGCAGAGUCGAAACACAAAUUCACGGUAGCUACCAUAUUUGUUACUUCUGACGACGGCGGUUGUUUACUUAGUUCUGAAACUGCACAAGAACUUGGACUCGUAAGUCUCCAUUUAAAUCAGAUAAACAAGGAAACAGAACGUUCAAAAAUCACACCAACAACGAGCGAUAAAAACCUCGCACGCAUCCUAGAUAAACAUGGCCCUGUGUUCUGUGGACUUGGGAAACUAAAGAACAAACAAAUCGAAUUAGUUAUCGAUGAAACCGUUUCACCAGUUGCACAACCGCAGCGCCGAGCACCGUUCCAUUUACGCGGAAAAAUUGAAGAUGAAAUACGCAGAUUAGAACAGGAUGACAUCAUUGAGAGAAUACCCGAAGGAAUUUCAACGGAGUGGGUUUCCCCAGUCGUCGUCGUCCCAAAGCGUGACGAUAAGAUUCGAUUGUGCGUAGAUAUGCGAGUAGCAAAUACAGCUAUUCAGAGAACUAGACAUCCCAUACCCACUCUAGAAGCUGUCUCUAUUGAGCUUAACGGAGCUCGGUUUUUCUCAAAACUUGACCUAACUCAAGCCUACCAUCAACUGGAGCUGAACCCAGCAUCUCGGGGAAUAACAACUUUCUCCACUCAUCUCGGUUUAUAUCGCUAUAAAAGAUUAAACUACGGCACAAAUGCUGCAGCGGAACUCUUCCAACACACCCUACAGGAGACAUUACAAGGAAUUCAAGGAGCUAAAAACAUCGCAGAUGACAUCAUCGUGUUUGGAAAUACUCGACAGGAACAUGACCAAGCAUUAGAAGAAGUACUUACACGUCUGCAAGAGAGUAACCUGACUCUCAAUCUACAAAAGUGCAAAUUCCUCAAAAAGAAUCUUGAAUUCUUUGGACUGGUAUUCACAGAACAAGGUGUUAGCCCAGACCCCAAGAAAGUGGACGCUUUCGCCAAUACAAAACCACCAACAACAGUCGAUACCAAAAACAACCUUGCUGAAGAAUACAUAAACUUCAUCUCGACUAAUGCCGCGCAAACCACAAUUCCAAUACAAGUUAUCAAGGAACAUACGGAAAAGGAUCCCAGUCUCAAUGCAGUAAGAGAAGCAGUUAAGUCUGGUAACUGGGGCAGCAGUCAUGUAAAGCCAUUCAUAAACAUCAAAGAUGAAAUAACAGUGGACCAUACAAAUGGUGUAAUCCUCCGAGGAACACGUAUUAUAAUACCAUCAACUCUACAAGCGAAGAUAGUAAAACUUGCCCACAGCGGUCAUCAAGGACUUGUCAAAACAAAAGCCUUGUUACGUCAGUAUGUCUGGUUCCCUAACAUUGAUAAAGCUGUAAAAGAAGAGAUCGAUACCUGCUUUCCGUGCCAAAUUAAUGGUCCAACCGAUCCACCCCAGCCUUUACUAACUCCAGAAACGCCGGACGGUCCUUGGCAAACUGUACAUGCAGAUUUCUACGGCCCGCUUCCCACCGGACAGUAUAUCAUAGUGUUAAUUGAUAAAUAUUCAAGAUACCCGGAGGCUGAAAUCAUCACAAGUACAUCUGCUAAAGCACUUAUACCAAAAACCGAUGCUAUCUUCGCGCGACAUGGAAUUCCACUGAAAAUAAAGACGGAUAACGGUCCUCCUUUCAAUAGUAAAGAAUUCAAAGAUUAUUUAACAAAGAUUGGCGUAGAACAUGAGACAUCAACACCUGAAUGGCCACAAGGUAACUCAGAAGCAGAAGCUUUUAUGAAACCUUUGGCAAAAGCAAUCAAGACCGCUCGUUCAGAACAUCGUAACUGGGUCCAAGAACUUUCGAGGUUCCUGUUAAGCUAUCGCACCACACCCCAUUGUUCUACCAACAUACCGCCCGCUCAGCUUCUCUUUAAUCGGCCUGUCAGAGGAGUCCUACCCAUGUUGAACCCAAAAGCUAAAGUACUAAACAGACAUAAAGAAGCCAAAUCGAAUGACUCCAAUGCCAAAGACAAAGGGAGAGAAUACGCAAACAAACGAAGGAGAGUGGCGCCGUCAGAGAUACAAGUGGGAGACACAGUCAUUCUUAGACAGAAAAAGAAAAACAAAUUUACAACCAAGUUCGAACCAACUCCUUACACGGUGCUUGAACGUAAAGGAGUUACAAUAGUAGCUGAAAACCAAAGACAUAAGGUGACAAGAAAUGUAUCGUUCUUUAAGAAGAUACCAGACGCCGCAAAGGAAUCCGAAGAUGAAGAUGAUUGGAACAUACCGACAGGAAAUGCACUCAUCGAACGAGCAGCGGACGAACCAACGCCAGAACCAGUGGUGAGAAGGUCAACAAGGCAGCGUAGACAGAGAGAACUUUUUGGAAAUGCAAUAAACCCAAACUUGAUAAUUCAUUAA